Messenger RNA from Fraxinus pennsylvanica, 702 nucleotides. The record is from the annotation of a GenBank genome assembly. Lineage: Eukaryota; Viridiplantae; Streptophyta; Magnoliopsida; Lamiales; Oleaceae.
AUGGCGGAACCAGAAGCACAACCUCCGAUUCAAACGGUUCAGGAAAAUGAUGAGAAGAAACUCAACUCGGCCCUCUACGAAUACGCCAAGGAGAAUUCCGGUCCGUUGAAGCCCGGAGUUGAGACCGUCGAAGGGACUGUCAAAGCCGUCAUUGGACCGGUCUACGACAAAUUCCAGGAUGUUCCCUUUCAGCUUCUCAAGUUUGUCGAUCGCAAGGUCGAUGAGUCCAUAACCGAGUUGGACCGUCACGUCCCCGCUCUACUUAAAGAGAUUGCGUACCAAGCGACGGCCGCGGCUCAGAAGGCUCCGGAAGUGGCCCAUGAGUUGGCUGCGGAAGUGCAGCGCGAUAGCUUAUUGGACACUGCGACCAACAUUGCCAAAUCCCUGUACGCCAAGUACGAGCCUGCAGCCAAGGAACUCUACACGGAGUACGAGCCAAUAGCUGAGAAGUAUGCGGUUUCAGCUUGGCGCCUGUUGAACCGGCUUCCUUUGUUCCUUCAAGUGGCUGACGUCAUGAUUCCCACGGCCGCCUAUUGGGCGGAGAAAUAUAAUCAAGCCGUGGCUUAUACGGCUGAGAAAGGCUAUCCGCUGUCGUAUUACUUGCCUUUAGUGCCAAUCGAGAGAAUCGCCAAGAUAUUUGAGGGGGCUGAGAACGAGCCAGUUGUUUCUACCAAUGGAGAAUAUGUAGCCGUCUCGGAAUAA